Molecule: messenger RNA, 1320 nt
Organism: Fusarium keratoplasticum
Lineage: Eukaryota; Fungi; Ascomycota; Sordariomycetes; Hypocreales; Nectriaceae
Exons: 4
Coding region: 1-1320 (439 amino acids)
Source: RefSeq, a predicted model, not a curated record
AUGUCUGAAAACUUCACCUCUGAAACCAUUGCCUCCUUUGACCCUCCCGGGUUUCCCGUCCAAGAUGACAAGCUCACGGACAAACAAAAACAAGAGUGGUCCGACACCAUCUCGUUUUGGAUAAACCAGGAGAUCAACGCUGGUUAUACGGACGAGGACGGUGUUUUCCAGCCGCUGCAAGCAGGCAAGGAGGGCGCUGUUUUCAACCGUACACCGCUGACUCAAUUCUUCAACGGUCGGCUCACUCCAUUCAAUGUCAGCCAGAAGCCAACAGCCAUCACCUGGUCUGGCUUCCCACGAUUGGUCGAGAUUAAGUGGCAGGAUCAAGUGGACCGAUGGAAGGACGCAGAUGCCAACCGUGAUCUCCACGACGAGUACCUUGAAUGGACCGUGAAGAAGAACGAAGAUGGUGAUAUCACUUCUGUGACGUUUACUUGCGAAGGCCCUGAGUACUGGGAUUUCCUGGCCAAACAUGACCAAGACAAGCUGCUGUCAAUUUAUAAAGCAUGCAACCCAGAGUACGCUGACAAGAUCAACCUCAAGGACAUGCUGGACAGCAAGGGCAACUACAACCCCUACAACCAAUGGAAUGGCAUCAAGAAUCUUAAAGUCCCUGGGGACCCUGGCGAAGGCUUCGAGACCACCAACCCAGGCUGCAUCAUGCAUCUCGCGCAAGCCAACAACACCCUGGGAGCUGAGGUUGAUAUCGCAGCCCAGGCGACUGUCCUUCGCAAAGACUCAGAUGGAAACGACAUCACCGAUCAAACCAAGCUCUGCAACUGUUCCAAGUAUGGCCAACCCCAGAGACACUCAGACCCUCAGAUCGGAGUCUCCAUCAACGGGCUUGCUCGCGACGGCAAUAGAGUUUCGAUUGCGAACCCCGUGGGCAUCUACAUGUACUCGUUCGAAUCCAAGAAAUUCAAGCUUGAGGACGGGUCAGGGGAGCUCAAGCCCGUUCCGACUGGGACCUUUACUUGGGUGAGAGGCGAUAUCCGCAAGCACAUGGGCCUGCGACUGCACAUCGAGGUUCCCAAGGGCACCAUUGGUACAGGCGACAAAGAAGGGAAGCAACUAACCGUCUUCGACAUUGUCGACGGGAAGGAGCAGAACAUCAUAUACGGUGGUCAGUUUGCUGAUGCCAUCAUGAUGUGUGUCAACGGCGUCACGAUUUCUGGCGGUGAGCCAGCUCCUGCUGAGCCCUGCCCAUGCGGAUCCAAGGCACCGGAUGAUGGGCGUUCACGGGUGGCCAUGCUGGCUACUGCUUCAAGCAAAGAGAAGAGUGUUCAGGGUCGGCUACCCUUGAUCAAGACCAGGUAUUAG